Molecule: messenger RNA, 1056 nt
Organism: Penicillium concentricum
Lineage: Eukaryota; Fungi; Ascomycota; Eurotiomycetes; Eurotiales; Aspergillaceae
Product: FAD-dependent oxidoreductase
Exons: 5
Coding region: 1-1056 (351 amino acids)
Molecular function (GO): FAD binding; D-amino-acid oxidase activity
Source: RefSeq, a predicted model, not a curated record
AUGAAGAGCGAAUCUGUGGUAAUUAUUGGUGCUGGCAUCAUUGGACUGAAUGUUGCCCUGGUCCUUGCCGAGCAAGGCUAUGCCAGUCAAACAACCAUCAUAGCUGAGCACCUCCCGGGUGAUACAUCCAUAAACUAUACUUCGCCAUGGGCUGGCGCAAACUUCUCUGCUCUUUCUGCAAGCGAUAAGAAUGCCUUGCGAUGGGAUCAACUUGGGUACAAACACCUCCUCAAACUUGCCGCACAAGAUGGCAUGAAGGCAUUUGUUCGGGAAACACCUUCUACGGAGUACUGGGAUGAAAUGCCGUCACGCACGAAGCUCGAUUCCAUGGCUAGCUAUCUGAAGGAUUACAAAGAGAUUCCUCAGAAGGACCUACCAGAAGGCGUUGCAAGUGGUGUCAAAUUCACCACAGUAACCCUGAAUGCCCCGAUGCAUAUUCGCUAUCUUGUCCAAAGACUUAGAGAGUACGGAGUGCGUGUCAUCCGUAAAAAGGUCUCUGGUGUUACCUCUGGUUUCCUCAGCAAGGACACAAAGAUUGUCUUCAACUGCACCGGUAACGCUGCUCGUACCCUGAAGGGUGUCGAGGACCCUAAGUGCUACCCCACCAGAGGUCAAAUUCUACUGGCCAAGGCAGCACACGUCAACCAAAAUGUGAUGCGACACGGGAAGGAUUAUGAGACAUACAUUAUUCCACGACCACACUCGAAUGGUAAUGUCAUUCUAGGUGGAUAUAUGCAGAAGGGAGUUGGCUUGCCUGAUACACUUGGAGAGGAAACCGAGUCUAUCUUAUCCCGGACGAAGGCAAUGCUACCUGAGCUUGAAUCACCCGAAACAGAGAUCCUCGCGGCAUUUGCAGGCUUGCGCCCAUCACGAGAGGGAGGUGCUCGAGUUGCCAGUGAAGUCGUGAAGGUCGAUGAUUCGGAGCGAGAGGGCCUCGUUGUUCACAACUACGGCGCUGGAGGAACGGGAUUCCAGGCUGGGUAUGGAAUGGCAGUUGAUGCGGUUGGAUGCGCGUUGGGUGAACUUGAAAAACUUCAGGUCAAAUCAUCUCUCUAG